AAAUGCUGGUGUAGCUAUGAAUCGCUCCAAUUACGCAUACAAAGCAUGUGUUAACUACACACAUACUAUCUAUAUAUGAUCACAGAAACGUACGAGGACAUACACAAACGAAUUACACAUAGAAUAUCUAACCUUGUAAUUGUGCGUAACGCGAACUGCACCCAGAAACUAUUUAUAGAAGCGAAUGAUAGUUAAAGACGGGGAUCUACAAAAGUAUGUGUAAUUCCAUAAUGACAGAUACCGAAGAGGUUCCCAUAGAAGUAAUUGAGUUACACAAUCAUAUGGUUGAUAAACUUGGAAGUGAAAUAGGACAAGAAGAUGACAGAUUCCAUCGAUUAAUCAAUCUGUUUGAUAGAAUUCCUCUCCAACCCACAGAUAAACAUGAAAUUAAAAACAUGUCAGAUCUUAUUGGGAUACUUAUGAAUUACACAACGAUCAAAUACGGAGAGUAUAAGGCAUUAACUGAUAAGCUGGAGAUAACUCAUAAACGAAUGAAGUCGUUGGUCAUUGAAUAUGUUAAGAAAAUGGACAUUGCCUGGAGGCGAGCCAGGGGAGAGAACUCCAGCAUGUCACACAAGACAUUUACAGAUCAAGCCACAGCAUAUGGUGGGAGCAGACAGAAACCUGGUGUACAGGCUGUUCAGGGUACGAACGAACAUCCCAAAACUGAUAGAGAGUGGCGGUUUUAUCUGGAUUGGAUAUCGGAUAAAUUAACCACUGAAAUAAGCACAGUUGCAACCUAUCUACGCGUUUCAUCAGAUAAGCAGACGCAAAUUCAUAAAGAUAACAACAUUCAACAUGAAAAAUGCUUCCAAAUUUUAUGGGAAUGGUAUAGGAAAGCACAAGAAACAAAUAAAAUAGAGGUCUUAAAGGAUGCGCUGAUCUCGGCUGAUAGAAAGGAUAUCACAGACUACGAUAUACCCCAAACAACAAGGUUCACUGGCGAUAUCCCAUCCCCAGAAACACCAGUGACUGCAAUCGACUUGCAGAAUGUGUCUAAACACAUCGGAACUGAUUAUCCUUCUUUGGCGCGGUAUUUUGGAAUUGACGAGGCUGACAUACAUGCGUCAAAGCAUGACAAAGAGAGAAUACAGGAGCAGGCCAGGGACGUACUUCAAAAAUGUACCAAUCAAACGCUGUUAAAAACACGUCAACAACUAUGUGAUGGUCUAUGUUACAAAGAACGCAAAGACAUCACCGAUAUACUGAUAAAGGGAUGGCAAGUUGCUAAAUGAGCCAAAACCAGCGGCAUAUUGAUUUUAAACCUAAUACGUUCUCACUUUUGCCAGCGUAUUCAAAUGUUCUUAAGUUUAAACCAUCACAGUGUCAAUGAAAUUAUUUACUUUUGCACGUCCAAAUCUUAGGUUCCUAUACAACUGUGCAAUCGCUCUGAAUACGAAAACUGCGGCAUUUCAUUGACAAAUACCUUAUUAUUGUAGCCAGUGCUCGCCAAGUCUUUCUGCAAAGGUUAUGAAGGAUGGGAAUGGAACAACAUGGUGUGUCAGUGCAAUCUGAUCAUAGACUUCAGUGAGUAAUAUCCCGUGUCUCAACUGGUAUUUACCUGUCAAAGUUACGUAAAGCGUAUACACCAUUCAGAAGAUCGUAUGCAUGCCUUCACGAGCUAACUAAUUUAUACUAAUUACAUUUUGUAUGUCGUAACACCUUUAUACUCUUCGGACACGUAUCUGUAAUGUUAUCGGAAGGGACGUGGCCACUACACUUUUAUUGUGUUUCUGAGUCUCCAUAUGGCCUGAAUAAUCUGAAAAGACCAUGUUUGCAGCAUGAUAUCGUCAGUGUUCGGGACUUCCAUCUACUAAUAACUUGGUCAUUACAUUUUUAUGGUGUAUCCGAGUCUCGCUAUGAACUGGUUUAAUAAGCAAAGACCAAGUUUUCAGCAUGAUUUCUUUCACGUUUUUGUGACUUCCACCAACAAAUAACAUCAAAACAAGUGGUAUACAAUACAAUGUGGAUGUGUCCCAACUCGCUAUAAAACUAUCUACUAAGUGUAUUAUACAAUUUGGUUAGCUUAUAAAUGAAUUUUGCAGUUAAAAUAAGAUAAUAAAAGAAGAAAAACAUAAUUGAAUAAAAAAAUAUGUGUCUCUUUAUUAGGUGUGUACAACAAUGUGUACAUAAUUGUGACAUUAUAUAGCUGAUCGUAGCUCUACAUCAUACAAAAUAUCGAUAUGACCAGGUGUUCCUGGUGUUAUAGCGUUGACGCAAAGGCGUUCCAAAAGACUGAAAUGUCGCUGUAGUUUUUUCUACUCUCCCGCAGGCUUAGCGUCGAAAUUACAACACAUAAGCGCAGCUUAGAUGCAAUCAAAGUGCGCAUCCUAGCGGAGAGCAAUGGUACUAAAGCAGGUAUUUCAGUCAUCCAUUCCAAUGUCUUUAUAUUAUUUAUUUGAAUUUAUUGUACAAAUCCUUCGGUUUAUAACAUGCAGGUUGCUGGCCGGGUUUUAUGUACCACGCAGCUAUAUCACCAUAGAUACGGCGGUAUUUGUUCUCGUUGUGAAGACGCUGACAAAGGUCGCAUAUCCCUUUAUUCCAACUGUUCAGUAUUCCCUCAGUAUAGAAAUAUUUCCGCCAUCUAAAAAACUUCUGAUAUGCAGCCAUGUUUGAAUUAAGACCAGACAGAUAUAUACCGAGAUGUACUGCAGACCGGAAUUUCUUUGUAUCGAUGGUCGAACCUGGUGGAUGGUAUAGCGAACGAUUAGCGCCAUCCCGUACAACAGGCACAAUGUUAUACCGCAAAACCAAAUUCAACGACUUCUCUGUAACGUAAUCCCGACAUAGCGCGUUCUCCAACGACAGAUAAAAUUUGUAAGUUGGUACAGUUGCUGAGAAACAUUUGUUUUUGUGGUUCUGGGUGAUGUUCCAUGAUGUCUUGUGUCUAUUUUUGCCGUAACAUUUCCGUUCACCACAUUUUCCAUAAAUGUCAACGUGUAUACCACUUCUUUUAAUUUGUUCGACAUACUCCAUACGCCUUGAAGGUGUCCCACAGUGACUUAUGAAGCCUA
Messenger RNA from Mizuhopecten yessoensis (Yesso scallop), 3014 nucleotides. RefSeq lists its product as uncharacterized. The record is from RefSeq and is a predicted model, not a curated record. Gene Ontology annotation, molecular function: protein binding. Bases 216 to 1235 code for a protein of 339 amino acids. NCBI's taxonomy places the organism in Eukaryota, Metazoa, Mollusca, Bivalvia, Pectinida, Pectinidae. The transcript is spliced from 4 exons. Gene Ontology annotation, biological process: signal transduction.